This is a messenger RNA of Closterium sp. Naga37s-1, 2682 nucleotides long. The record is from the annotation of a GenBank genome assembly. NCBI's taxonomy places the organism in Eukaryota, Viridiplantae, Streptophyta, Zygnematophyceae, Desmidiales, Closteriaceae.
AUGGCCCCAUUGCGCGAGUCGUAUUCUGCAGCGCUGAGCUUCUGGAAGAGCCUCGGCGGGGAGAAGUCGAGCGCAUCACGGCGCGUACAGCCGCUGAGCGACAGCACCAACAACGGCCAUCGCACUGACGCCGCCGCGGGAUGCAAGCACGACGCCACUGCCUCAGAAACUGGUGCGUGGGAAUGCGCAGCGUGGGAGUCAGGCGCGUCGGAAUGCGCAUCCUCGGAAACUGGUGCGUCGGACCCUGCAGCGUGCGACUGCGCCGCUUCGGGUGCGCCGGAAACUGCUGCGCUGGACUCCGCCGCGCCGGAAUGUGCAGCCCCGCAAUCAGCCGCGGCGGAAUCGGCUGGGCCGCAAUCAGCCGCGGCGGAAUCGGCUGCGCCGCUAUCAGCCGCGGCGGAAUCGGCUGCGCCGCAAUCAGCCGCGGCGGAAUCAGCCGCGGCGGAAUCAGCUGCGGCGGAAUCAGCCGCGGCGGAAUCGGCUGCGGCGGAAUCAACCGCGACGGAAUCAGCGUCGGUGGCAUUGGUGGUGGCGUUGUCACGCCCGUCAGCUGGUCGCAGCAUGGCGGCAGCAGCAACGCAAUCAACGAUGUCGCUCCCCCCGUCGCACAUCCCGAAGCCGAGCAACACGGGAGCAGCGAUUCGGCGCGUGGAGGGACCCACGCUGAUCCCGAGGCCUCGAUGUGCCGCAGCGCCCAGGCCGGUUGAGAGUUGGUGUUUGCCAUGUGGUGUUGAUGGUGGUGGCAUGGUGGGUGAUGCAGCGCAUGGUGAGUGGGGAUGCAGUGCUCCUGCUGCUGCUGUCCCCCCUGCUGCAGCAGCAACUCCCAGCCCCAAGUGGGUCAGGCAAGCCGUUGAGGUGGAGGGUGAGGUGGGCGAGUGGAUGGCGCAGCGCGGGGAGGGGUGUGGCGAGGAGCAAAAGGGGGGGGGGGAGAGGGCAGCAGGCGGGGAGGAGGGGCGGAUGAGCAGCGCGUGUGGAGGCAGGGCGAGUGGAGAGCCCCCGCAUGGUGAGAGGGGAUGCAGUGCUCCUGCUGCUGCUGUCCCCCCUGCUGCAGCAGCAACUCCCAGCCCCAAGUGGGUCAGGCAAGCCGUUGAGGUGGAGGGUGAGGUGGGCGAGUGGAUGGCGCAGCGCGGGGAGGGGUGUGGCGAGGAGCAAAAGGGGGGGGAGGAGAGGGCAGCAGGCGGGGAGGAGGGGCGGAUGAGCAGCGCGUGUGGAGGCAGGGCGAGUGGAGAGCCCCCACCCAGCGCCGUCAUCCCACGCUUGGUGCGGGAAGGGGGGGUUUUGGUGACAAGGCUGACGCCCUCAUCGCACUCGCGCCCUCAUCCCACGCUUGCUGCGCCCUCAUCCCACGCUUGCUGCGCCCUCAUCCCACGCUUGCUGCGCCCUCAUCCCACGCUUGCUGCGCCCUCAUCCCACGCUUGCUGCGCCCUCAUCCCACGCUUGCUGCGCCCUCAUCCCACGCUUGCUGCGCCCUCAUCCCACGCUUGCUGCGCCCUCAUCCCACGCUUUCUGCGCCCUCAUCCCACGCUUGCUGCGCCCUCAUCCCACGCUUGCUGCGCCCUCAUCCCACGCUUGCUGCGCCCUCAUCCCACGCUUGCUGCGCCCUCAUCCCACGCUUGCUGCGCCCUCAUCCCACGCUUGCUGCGCCCUCAUCCCACGCUUGCUGCGCCCUCAUCCCACGCUUGCUGCGCCCUCAUCCCACGCUUGCUGCGCCCUCAUCGCACGCUUGCUGCGCCCUCAUCCCACGCUUGCUGCGCCCUCAUCCCACGCUUGGCGCCCUCAUCGCACUCUCGCUGCUGCCACGGACUCACUCACCACUCGCGCACUCACUUUGCCAACCCGCCUUUCACGGACGCUCUUGCCGCCACUGCCCACUUGGCCAACGCCACUGCCGCCGCGCGCGACCGACUCAUGGCGGGCCCACGGCCAGCGAUCUCCACGCGCUUCGCUUUUCGCGCUUCGGCUCGUAGCGUCGAUGGAGCCACAAAGCCCGAGGUGUUUGCAUCCAGCGGGCUGGACGACACGGUGUGCUUUUGGGACGUGCGUGCUGCCUCGCGCACCGCACCCGCGCUGCGAGUCAAGGCGCAUGACGCCGAUGUUAAUGUCAUCUCCUGGAACAGUGCUCUACGCUGCCUAAUCUCCGAUCUUCAUUCCCCUCCUCUGCGCUGCGAGUCAAGGCGCAUGACGCCGAUAUUAAUCUCAAUUCCUGGAACAGGCGUCUCAAAACUCGCUCCUGUCAUUGUUGACUCCUUCCCACCCACUCCCUUUAACAUCCUUGCAUGCACAUUCUGCACUUCCCGCCUCCAUCCCUUCCUCUUCCUGGCCUCCUACUCCAUGCUGCCCUCCUCCCCCGCUCCGCGCCCCCCUCCUCUAUCCCCUUUUCUCAGAGUCGCGAGCUGCAUGGUGGCAUCGGGGUGUGACGACGGGUCCUUCCGCAUAUGGGACCUGCGCCCCUCUCACCGCCCUUGCUCGCGCAUUCUGCUCCCCUCCUCUCUGUCUCCCCCUGUGCCCCCUCUCUCCCCACGUCCCAGACUGGCAAGCUGCAUGGUGGCAUCGGGGUGUGAUGACGGCUCCUUCCGCAUCUGGGAUCUGCGCUUGCUGCGGGAGGCGGGGACGGGCAAGGAGGGCGGCGCCUUCAUAGCGCACUUCAACCACCACCGCCAGCCCAUCACGUCCAUUGAGUAG